AUUUUGAACGGAUAAUGUAACAUUGCUGAUGUGUGUGCAAUAUAAAUCCCGGGGCACUGGAACCUAAUAUGUACCAGGGUGUCCUGGUGUACUGUGUGCUAUAGAAAUGUAUUAAUCAUUUUUGGAAUAUUGCAAAGUUAUUUAGUAGUUAUAAAACUGGAGGGCGCUACAGCAAUUUUCGAGAUGGUGAAGACUUUUCAAGCCUACUUACCUAACUGCCAUCGCACGUACAGUUGCAUACAUUGCCGAGCACAUCUUGCUAAUCAUGAUGAGUUAAUAUCAAAGUCAUUCCAAGGGAGUCAAGGGCGUGCUUAUCUAUUUAAUUCUGUAGUAAAUGUUGGAUGUGGACCAGCUGAAGAAAGGGUUCUUCUGACUGGCCUACAUGCUGUGGCAGACAUAUAUUGCGAGUGUUGUAAAACAACGCUAGGAUGGAAAUAUGAACAUGCCUUUGAAUCCAGCCAAAAAUAUAAAGAAGGAAAGUUUAUCAUUGAGCUAGCUCAUAUGAUAAAAGAAAAUGGUUGGGAUUAACCUUACAAGUUGUGAGUGCUCUGAUCGAACUCAUUGCCCGAACUGUGCAGGCGCCGUUUUAGCAGUGGAAAAAAAUCAGCAGCAAAACUUUUCUCAACUAUGCUUGAACUGAUUUAGUGCUCACAACAUGUUAAAAUUAAAUCAUCUCUCAUAGCAGUCAAGCUAGGUCAAAUUUAAAAUACCUACCUGCUGAACAUUUUUUUUUUUUAAAGAAAUACUAUGUCUAAUAUUGCCAUCGCUGUGCAUCAGUGUUUUGUAUCACAUGUAUUCCUGCAACUUAUGGUGAUCAUAACUAUACAUUUUCAAUAGAUCUACUGUAGGUAUAUGAUACUGUUAAAACUAAUUUUAAGUUAUAUUUUUAAUUUUUAAAAAUGGUGUUUUAUAUUGUUUUUUCAGUAAUGUAAUGUUAUGUUUUCCGCAUGCCAUAAUUAAAUAUUUCUAAAUAUGUUAAUUCCAUUAAAUAGAAAUAUCUAUCUUUUUUAUGCAGUUGUGAAAGAAGGGAAAUGUCAUCUUUAAAUGAAUAAUGAUUUUUAUCAUAAAGACGUGUUGCAGGUAGGAUUAAAAUAGCUUGGCACUCAUGCUGUACAAAUCAUCACUUGGCUGCACUUCACUGUCAUUCAUGUUCAUAAUUUGUACAUAACUUUUUUAACUUUUUUUGUGUCACCAUUAUUUUUUCUAACAUUCUUAGCGCUCUCCUAAAUCAUAUUCUGUUAUCAGUGAGAAUGACAAAAUUUAAUUUUUAAAAAGGCAGAGUUUUAAGUUUAUGUUACUCUUCAAAUGUGGGCUAUUUGUUAUCCAGCUGUUUAAAAAAUAGUCAUAUUUAUUCAUUUAUUACAGUGAAUGCAAUUUGUUAUUUUAUUUUGAUUAAAGAUGCAUGAAAUAGAGAGAAAAAUUUGUUGUUUAAAAUCAUUUAGGCAUUUAUGAAGCUGAAAUCUUCUUCUAUGGAAGUUGUUUGAGCUAGGUAAACCAUUGAAAUAGGACUUUAAUCAAAUUUGAAUUGUAAAGAGAGCAAUUAUAAAAUAGACUAUGAAAUAUGUAACUAACUUGUACAGAAACAGGCUUUUUUAUUUGAAUAAACUAGUGAAUCCCAGAAACCAAUGAGUGAGAAAAAAUAUGUAUAUAUAUAUAUAAUAUAUCUAUAUAUAAAUGUAAAUGUUACCGUGAUACAUGUUGGGGGAUUAAAAAUAGUUUUGUUAACUUAUUUAUUAGUUCCUGAAUACAAUGUAAGAUAUAGUUGCUUCCAUUUCUCAACAUUGUAUAGUUUUACAUAAUGUACUGAAAUAAUUAUCAGCUGUGUUGCUUGGGUGUUGAUGUCAUCCAGAAUCUAAGGUGAAAUAUAUUUUUGGUAUAAACUCUUGGUUUAGUCCAAUUUAGUCUCAACGAAUCGUGAUAUUAUUAAUAGCACUAAAUCAAGUGUUUGUUUGGUCCAGGAGUUCACAUUGCUGUUGUGAAUAUUUUGUUUUUAUUUAUUACCCUUAGGUGUGUGAAUUGCUUAUUUGUGAACAAGUGUUGUCUUCCUUGUUUAAAUGAAUAAAAGCCUUUUUGCUUUGA
Stegodyphus dumicola is the source of this 2079-nucleotide messenger RNA. RefSeq names its product Yippee-like (gene Ypel). NCBI's taxonomy places the organism in Eukaryota, Metazoa, Arthropoda, Arachnida, Araneae, Eresidae. The record is from RefSeq and is a predicted model, not a curated record.